UGUGUCCUUGUAUUGCAAGGGAGCCAAGUAGAGAACUAAUUUGAAAAUGUGUAGGAUUUUUGGAUCCCUGCAUUCCAAGCGCUAGCCACAUUUUUGUCCCUGUGCCCUAAUGGUGCGGGUCCUUGUCGUGGAUGCUGUGGGAAAGCCAUGCCUUUCACAGUUAAUCCCAGCCAAGAGAUAGAGGAUGCUCAGCGGAUAAAAGGCUUGCAGUCCCAGCUGGGGAAAGAGUUCCAUUAUUUCCCAGCUGCAUAGGACAUUCUGCACGGCUCGGUUUUGCCUGGAUGAGCAGUGUGGCUUUUCGAGAGCUUGUAGCAGUUUGGCAGAAAACUGCAAAAGAUCCUGAGACGUUUGGCUGCUAAGAUCUGCUAUAAAGUAGUGACAGGAAGAUCUACAUAGUUUCUCUGAUGAUUGGAUGGGAAGAAUUUCUGACCUUGGAACGUGGAGAUGAUGUUGCUAUGGAAACUCGUAUUUCUGCUACUACUUCUGAGCUGCGUUGCAGAUGAAGAAACUUCGCAUGGACCUAUUUUUAUUCAAGAGCCAUUUGAUGUCAUUUACUCAGUGAGUUCUGAAGAUCCAGAAGUAAUUUUGAACUGUACAGCUAAAGGACAUCCUUUGCCAAUCUACAGGUGGAAGCAAAAUGGCACAGAUAUUGAUCUCACCAUGAGUUAUCACUACAGGCUGCUUGGAGGCAGCUUGGCAAUCAAUAACCCACAUAAAAAACAGGAUAUUGGAACAUACCAGUGUUUGGUCACAAAUUCGUUUGGAACAAUUCUGAGCAGGAAAGCAAAACUCCAGUUUGCAUAUCUUGAAAACUUUGAAACCAAAGCAAGAAGCACCGUAUCAGUCAGAGAAGGACAAGGAGUCGUUCUGCUCUGUGGACCUCCACCACACUAUGGAGAUUUAUCCUAUGCUUGGAUUUUCAAUGAUAAUCCCUUAUAUGUUCAGGAGGACAGUCGUCGAUUUGUAUCUCAAGAGACAGGAAAUCUAUACAUCGCCAAAGUGGAACCUUCUGAUGUGGGCAACUACACAUGUGUUGUAACCAACACAGAAGCCAAACAAAGUGUGCAGGGCCCACCCACACCCCUUGUACUCCGUAGUGAUGGUGUGAUGGGGGAGUAUGAACCAAAGAUUGAAGUGCGUUUUCCAGAAACAACACUGGCAGCAAAAGGCUCAUCCGUUAAACUGGAAUGCUUUGCCCUUGGAAAUCCAGUUCCCAGUAUCAUCUGGAGGAAACCUGAUGGUAGCCCAUUGGCUAGAAAAAUCCACACAUCCAAAGGAAUCCUUGAAAUCCCAGACUUUCAGCAAGAAGAUGAAGGCUCUUACGAAUGCAUUGCAGGAAACAUUCGGGGAAGGAAUGCUGCAAAAGGCCAGCUGCUUAUAUAUGCACCCCCUGAAUGGAAUAAAAGCAUUGAGAAUGCCUCUCUCUCUCUUUAUGACACAUUGGUUUGGGAAUGUGAAGCAACUGGGAAGCCAAGCCCCUCAUAUAGCUGGUUUAAAAAUGGCCAGCCCCUUGCAUCAGAGGAAAGAUUUCAAAUCGAAAAUGGAACUCUUACUAUAACUAUGCUGAACAUUUCAGAUUCUGGCUUCUAUCAGUGCGUUGCAGAAAACCAAUACGAUUCCAUCUAUUCCAAUGCCGAGUUAAGAGUAUUAGUUUCAGCCCCUGACUUUUCCAAACAUCCUGUGAAAAAAACGUCAGUUGUCCAAGUGGGAGGCCAAGUUGCGAUUGGAUGCAAGCCAGAGGCCUCUCCCAAGGCCGUCAUUAGCUGGAAGAAAGGCACUGAAACGCUACGGCAAAGCAAAAGAAUCUUUAUCCUAGAGGAUGGCAGCCUGAAGAUAUAUAAUGUUACCAAAUCAGAUGCAGGUGUAUACACGUGCAUAGCAAUGAAUCAAUUUGGAGUUGCUAGGAACUCAGGGAACCUGAUUGUGAAAGAGAGGACUAUCAUUACUACUCCACCUUCCAAUAUGGAUGUUACAGUUGGAGAAAGUGUAGUCCUGCCUUGUCAGGUAUCCAAAGAUCCAUCUAUCAAGGUUGCGUUUUCAUGGUCAUUCAAUGGAGAUGUUAUAGAUUUUAAAAGAAGAAUGAGUCAUUUUGAAAGAGCUGGAGGAGAAUCAGUAGGGGACCUUAUGAUAAGAAACAUUCAGUUAAAUCAUUCUGGGAAAUACAGAUGCACAGUACAAACAGCUAUGGACAACCUAUCUGAAACAGCAGAAAUUAUUGUAAGGGGCACUCCAGGUCCUCCCAAAGAUGUUAACAUUGAACAUGUUUCCAGUACAACGGCAGUGCUAAACUGGAGACAAGGAACAGAUAAUAAUAGUCCAAUCCAAAUAUACACUAUUCAGAUAAGGACCCCUUUUUCAGUUGGGUGGCAAGCAGCUUCAACAGUUCCUGAAGUUAUUAAUGGAAGGACCCACACAGCAACAGUGGUUGAUCUGAACCCUUGGGUUGAAUAUGAAUUUCGUGUUGUGGCUGGCAAUAGUAUUGGGAUUGGAGAGCCAAGCACACCAUCUGAGCUACUAAGAACUAAAGCAUCCAUUCCUACAGCGGCACCAGCAAAUGUGAGUGGAGGUGGAGGAAGCCGGUCUGAGCUCGUCAUAACAUGGGAGUCAGUUCCUGAGGAACUACAAUACGGGGAAGGUUUUGGCUACAUUAUUAUGUUCCGGCCUCUGGGCUCUGCAAGCUGGACAAAGGCAGUGGUUGCCUCAGUGGAGGCAUCCAAAUACAUCUAUAGAAAUGAAAGCAUCACACCCUUAUUCCCUUUUGAAGUGAAAGUGGGAGUCUUCAAUCAUGAAGGAGUAGGCACAAUGAGCCCAAUAUAUAUUGUGUACUCUGGAGAAGACGAGCCACAGAUAGCACCAACUGGAACCAUUGUACAAAGUUUCUCAGCCUCAGAAAUAGAAGUCUCUUGGAAUCCUGUUGUGUGGAACAGACAUACUGGAAGGGUUCUUGGCUAUGAGGUCUUGUACUGGACGGACGACUCAAAGGAUUCUGCAACUGGCAAAGUCAGAGUCAACGGCAACAUCACGGCCAAAAAUAUCACCAGCCUCAGGGCCAAUACAAUGUAUUUUGCCACAGUGAGGGCUUUCAACACAGCUGGGACUGGACCAUCCAGUGUCCCAGUUAACGUCACUACAAAAAAAGCACCCCCAAGUCAACGCCCAGCCAACAUUGCCUGGAAACUGACAAAUUCGAAGAUAUGCUUGAACUGGGAGCAUGUGAAAACUAUGGAAAAUGAGUCUGAAGUACUAGGCUACAAAAUUCUGUAUAGGCAAAACCGACAAAGCACCACUCAUAUAUUGGAGACAAACAGUACAUCCGCUGAGCUGCUGGUACCUUUCGAAGAAGAUUAUCUCGUAGAAAUAAGAACUGUGAGCGAUGGAGGGGAAGGGAGCAGCAGUGAGGAAAUUAGGAUUCCAACCAUGUCCAGUUUAAGCUCCAGAGGGAUGUAUACCUGCGGUUCUGAAGAUUACAUAAUGACAACUAAGAUUAUGAUUCUGGUUUAUAUACUCAGCUCGUGAGUAUUUUGUUGAACGGAGCCAACAAGCAGCCAUUGGACUUUUGAAAACAAAGCAGCCAUUGAUGGUCAGAGACUUUCCUCCCUUUCACAUAUUGGCACCUGUCAUAUCUGAAAAUGGAUUCUAUUGAGAAAGAUAAUGAAUUGCCCUUUAAAAUGUAAAUAUAAUUGAUUUCUUUCUCUUUUUUUAAAGCAUAUUUGCGUUUAAGAUGUCCCCAAAAUGAACAGAAGAGAGCCAAAAUUGUAAAAAAGAAAGAAAGAGAAAGAAAGGUAGUUUGUAUUGCAGGGAUCUGUUGUGGAAAUCCAGUAUAUCUGUAUGAGUUGCAAACGUACAAGAUAUCUACAACAACAAAACCCAGUGAUCAAUAUGAAAAAGGCUUGCAGUUGUUUGUGAUGUAUAACAUUACCUGAUCUGUAUUUCUCACUUUGGUCUGUAAUGAAACACUGUUUACUGCGUUUUCAGAUUUAAUAAAAAAUAUUUCUUUACAAUUUU
Molecule: messenger RNA, 4005 nt
Organism: Podarcis raffonei (Aeolian wall lizard)
Lineage: Eukaryota; Metazoa; Chordata; Lepidosauria; Squamata; Lacertidae
Gene: CNTN6
Product: contactin 6
Exons: 23
Coding region: 445-3516 (1023 amino acids)
Biological process (GO): brain development; cell-cell adhesion
Molecular function (GO): cell-cell adhesion mediator activity
Source: RefSeq, a predicted model, not a curated record